This is a messenger RNA of Penicillium cinerascens, 1653 nucleotides long. Its product is annotated as TFIIB-type zinc finger domain-containing protein. The record is from RefSeq and is a predicted model, not a curated record. NCBI's taxonomy places the organism in Eukaryota, Fungi, Ascomycota, Eurotiomycetes, Eurotiales, Aspergillaceae. The coding region runs from base 1 to 1653 and encodes 550 amino acids. Gene Ontology annotation, cellular component: RNA polymerase transcription factor SL1 complex; RNA polymerase I core factor complex. Gene Ontology annotation, biological process: nucleolar large rRNA transcription by RNA polymerase I; RNA polymerase I preinitiation complex assembly. The transcript has 7 exons. Gene Ontology annotation, molecular function: RNA polymerase I core promoter sequence-specific DNA binding.
AUGGACUAUGUCACCCGCGGCGUCUGCGGCCAAGAGGGAUGCCGUGAACGACGAUAUUAUCUUGAUAACGGCCUUUGGUUCUGUCGGCGAGGUCACCUGCAGGAGGGUCGACAAGUCGAAGAGGACCCAGAUGAUUUCGGGACUCAAGGUCAAAGGCACCGGGUGAGGAAGGAGAAGGAGGAGAGGUCUCGAAGAACCUAUCGCGGUCGGCAGGCUGCGACUUUAUUCCUGCAGACACAUCAGUUGAUUCUGUGGAAGCAGUGCUAUGCGCUAGUGCACGAUCAUGGAUUCCCAGAGCAAUUCGAAGCCCUUGUUCGUGAUCUCUGGGCUUUGCGGCUUCAGGGCUUCUCGCUGCGGAUCAACGAGUCCGCAGAAGACGAAGAUGAUGAGAGCGAGCGCGAAGUUUUCAGCUCUCAAGCCGCUGACACCGACGAUUCCGACGAUCUGGGAUUCAAAGUAGGACAGAGGUAUCUUCAAUGGCCUCGUCUGCUUGAUUCCGUCGCUCUCUGCUACCUGGCGGCCCUGUUGAUGCGACUUCCGGUUUGUGUCAGCGACUUUUAUCACCUGAUUAUACGUCAGGAUAUUCCUUAUAUCCGAGCUGUCAGAAGUGUACCUCGAGACAUGCGAGAUAAACUUCCUCCAGAAUUUAUCGCAAUCCUCGAUAUCGUCCAUCUUCCCAAGCCGGAACAAAUCCAUUCUGGAUGUUUGGACUUGGUGAUGUACUAUCAACGCCGCUUUGGAAUUGCGCUUCCUCCCUUGAACUCGCCUCUUCUACUUUAUCGGCACAUUAAGAGGCUGGCCAUUCCAAUUGAUGUAUACGACACAGUCAAGACGCUCCAAAAGCUCGUUGAUUUUGAAUUCGAGUACCCGAGCGCGCUUGAAAGUAACAGACGAAGGGAAUCACUCAAACUGCCAGAAGUGCGGCUGGUGGUGCUCCUUGUCAUUUCCACUAAGCUAAUUUUCCCAUUCGACGACCUGAACCGGUAUGCCGUCUCCUAUAGAGAGCCUGCCACUCAGACCAUGGAUUGGUCCAAAUGGGCAGAAGGCCAGAAAUGGUUUGAAAACCUCUCUCUGGCACAAGAUCAUAAGCUGGACAAAGAGACGCUCAUUCAAUUGAACGAUCACGAUGUCUUCCAGAUGGACCCGGAUCAGCUGGACCAGUAUAUGGAUUGGUACGAGAGCAGCUGGUUGGAUAGCUACAGGGGAAAGAAUCCCGUCGCCGAUCUUUUCUCGACCAGUCGGCCAGGGCCACAAACACAGCCAGGGGGAGAGACUGCCGACCCCAGUGUAGCUCUCCAGAGGGUGCUCAGAUCUGUCAUGGUUGCACUUGGGCCUGCACCAGUCAACCCGAGCGAAGAUGCAGAUCACAUGCGGCCGGGAUCCUGGUACCGCCGGUAUAGAUGGGAAUCUCAGCUUCCUGAAACGGCUCGCAGGUUCUACGAAAUUGCGGCGGACUUGGCAGCUAUCUCGCUGCCGACGCUUGUACGAGCUGUGUCGGUGACUGAAUGGAGGAUUUCAAAGUGGCUAGAAGAUCAGCGACGCGAGGCGUAUAUGGAGAAAUGGGGGGUGGCGGAGAUGGAUGAUGACAUUGGCGCUGAAAUGGAUGAGCUAGACGAGGAAAUGUACGAAAUGAGGGUGGAAGAGGGGUUAUGA